CUUCGCAUCCAGCCGGAAUCGCGCGUAUCGUUCUAGAAGCUUUUUCGAAGCGUUGCCUACUCUCUCUCGAUCAAGACCUAUUGAGAGACGACAGAUCAGUUCGUGUCGCGGCCAGCUGAUAUACAGCAGUUCUGAAUUUUCCUUCGCCCGCCUAUGACAAUUGUCAUCUCUAACGUAUGAGAUCUUUAGACCAGUGCAUUCACAUACAGAGACACGAGUGCAGUCGUGUUUUUAUACUUCUACUUGUGCGCGAGUGUCGGUGUGCGAUAUACAUGUGACGUUACGUAGAUUGUAUACACUGUGACAAGCGCGGCGGCGAAAACACGUGCACACGACUUUUAGCUCGCGCGCGCGCGCGCGCAAGUUGCAUCAUUUGGAACAACGACGACUGCUGCAGACGAGCUGGCUCGAUUCUCGCCUGUGAAUCGUCUCGUGUAUUUUUUUAUUAUUUAAAAGGACGAUUAUGAUCAAGUACGCGACUAGGUUGGAGGACAAGUUGGCGCGUUGCGUCGAGCUGCAAAGGCGACUUCGGCUCGGAUGCGAAUUCUGCACGUCGACCACCGGUACCACUCCUGCUGCUGCUGCUGCUGCUGCUGGCGAUGACAGCGGCAACACCGUCAGCGGCUGCAGCGAACCAAAGCCGUUCGAGGACAUACCCGGCCCCAAGUCACUGCCGUGGAUCGGCACCCUCUACAAGUACAUACCCUAUAUCGGCGAGUACAGUUUUAAAAAGCUGCACAAAAAUGGCAUGAUGAAGCUGUGCGAUUACGGACCGCUGGUCAAGGAGGAAAUAGUCCCGGGCGAGCCGAUCGUCUGGGUCUAUCAGCCCGACGACAUCGCCGAGGUGUUCAAGGCCGACUCGGGCCGCCAUCCGGAGCGACGCAGCCAUCGAGCCCUCUACAAGUAUCGCACGGACAGGCGGCACGUCUACAAUACCGGCGGCCUGUUACCCACAAACGGCGACGACUGGUGGAAGCUGAGAAAGGAAUUCCAGAAGGAUCUGAGCAAGCCGCAGACGGUGCUGCAGUACAUCGAGGACACGGACAGCGCCGUCAACGAGUUCUCGAGGGUCUGCGAGAAAAACGACUACGAGGACGCGCUGCCUCUCCUCUCGCGACUCUUUCUCGAGCUGACGUGCCGAGUCGCCUUCGAUCUCAAGGUCAACUGCUUCUCCGACGAGGAGAUGAGGCCGGACUCGAUGAGCUCGAGGCUGAUCAACGCGGCGCUGACGACGAACUCGGUGAUACUGACGCUGGACAACGGACCGAGGCUCUGGCGUUACUUCAACACGCCCAAGUACAGAAAAUUGAUCAAGUCGCAGAUGUACAUGGAAAGUAUCGCGGAGAAAUUCGUGACGGAGAAGAUGGAACGAAUGAAGCAGGAAAACCCAGGCGAGAGAUCGUCGUUGCUCGAGAUAUACCUAAAGAAUCCGAAUUUAGAUAAGAAAGACGUGAUCGGCAUGGCCUGCGACAUGCUGCUGGCUGGAAUCGAUACCACGGCGUAUACGUCGGCCUUUUUACUUUAUCAUCUGGCACAAAAUCGCAUGGCCCAGGAGAGAUUGUACUUCGAGUCGGCGAAACUGAUGGAAGCCACCAACAACGUCAUCACCGCGGACACUUUGAAGAACGCCGUGUAUACCAAAGCUGUGAUAAAAGAAACAAUGAGACUGAAUCCGAUUUCCGUGGGCGUUGGACGAAUCCUGCAAACCGAUCUCGUUCUCAACGGUUACCUGGUUAAAAAAGGAACGAACGUAGUGACCCAGAACCAAGUGUCGUGUCGAUUGUCCGACUUCUUCGAGUCCCCGAACGACUUCGUGCCCGAGAGAUGGCUGAGAGAUCGAAACGCGACCGGACAAGCCAAGAUACAUCCGUAUCUGGUGCUGCCUUUUGGACACGGGCCUAGAUCUUGUAUCGCUCGAAGACUCGCCGAGCAGCACAUGCAAAUACUUUUGCUGCGAACGUGUAAAAACUUGAAAUUCGAGUGGCUGGGUGAUCAUAAUUUAGAUGUAGAUUCGCUGCUUAUCAAUAAGCCAAGCAGUGCGAUCAAUUUACUUUUUCAUCGACGUUUGUGAGGUGAAAAUAAAAUAAGCCGUAAUAUUGUUCCUUAAAAAUCAUCAUCUGUAAUAUCUCGAAUAAAUGUUAUUACAAUAU
This is a messenger RNA of Trichogramma pretiosum, 2150 nucleotides long. It is a transcript of the gene dib, whose product is annotated as cytochrome P450 302a1, mitochondrial. NCBI's taxonomy places the organism in Eukaryota, Metazoa, Arthropoda, Insecta, Hymenoptera, Trichogrammatidae. Gene Ontology annotation, molecular function: heme binding; iron ion binding; monooxygenase activity. The coding region runs from base 464 to 2071 and encodes 535 amino acids. The transcript has 8 exons. The record is from RefSeq and is a predicted model, not a curated record.